AUGAAAGUAUGUAUGGACCCAGCCACGAAACGAUACCUGUGGGAUUCCUUAUGCAAAAUUCGAGAUAGCGGCAAGUGUAUUGUUUUAACUUCUCACAGCAUGGAAGAAUGUGAAGCCUUGUGCACUCGAAUAGCCAUUAUGGUCAACGGUAAUUUCAAAUGCCUUGGAUCCACACAGCAUCUUAAGAAUAAAUUCGCAGAGGGAUACACCUUAACCAUUAAACUAAAAAAAUUACCAGAGAGCGCUGGCCUGGUACAUGCAGAUACCGAACUAAUAGAAAAGUAUAUCAAGGAUCAUUUUCCACGUGCCCAUCUUAGAGAGAAACAUCAAGAAUUAUUAUAUUAUUAUAUAACGGACACUUCCAUGGCGUGGUCAACUAUGUUUGGCAUAUUAGAAAGGGCCAAACGAAGUGAUCUGAAUAUCGAAGACUAUUCUUUGGGACAAAGUAGUCUGGAACAGGUAUUCCUAACGUUUACAAAACACCAAAAUCCGGAAGGUGAUGAUGUCAAGAAAAAGAAUUAG
Messenger RNA from Diabrotica balteata, 522 nucleotides. Lineage: Eukaryota; Metazoa; Arthropoda; Insecta; Coleoptera; Chrysomelidae. The record is from the annotation of a GenBank genome assembly.